Molecule: messenger RNA, 621 nt
Organism: Iphiclides podalirius (scarce swallowtail)
Lineage: Eukaryota; Metazoa; Arthropoda; Insecta; Lepidoptera; Papilionidae
Source: the annotation of a GenBank genome assembly
AUGUCUCAACAGCAAACAAAAAAUUGUAUUACUCUAAGGGGUUCUGCUCAAAUUAUUUGCGAGUAUUUAAAGUUUGCUAUUAAUUCGGUUUUGUUUCAAAGAGGACUGUAUCCCCCGGAAACGUUUAAAGCUGAACAACAAUACGGAAUUACCCUACUCAUAUCUGAGGAUCCACUUAUCAAAAGUUUCCUCACUAAUCUUCUAACCCAGAGUGAAGAAUGGAUUGUUAAUAAGAAGGUUACCAAACUUUCACUUGUAAUUAUAAAUGUGGCAAACAAGGAAGUACUAGAAUGUUGGGAUUUUAAUGUACAGUAUGAGGAUGGAGAUGUGGCAUUAUCAAAAGAAAAGAAUGAAACUGUAGGUAGCAAGGAAUUGAAAAAGAUCCAGCAAGAGAUCCGAGAUGUGAUGUUGCAAGUCGCAGCUACUAUUUCAUACUUACCUUUCUUAGACUGUAGGUGUUCAUUUGAUGUAUUAGUUCAUGCAAAACAGCAUUGUGAUAUACCAGAGAAGUGGGCUGAGGCGGAACCUAUUUCGAUUUCAAAUGCUCAGAAUGUACAACUUAAAACAUUCUCCACAAGUCUUCACAAGAUGGAGACAGUUGUGAGUUAUAAGUUAGCAGAC